UUUCAGAUUGCGGUGAAUGGAGAGCAUUUCUGUGCCUUUUACUACAGAUUGCCUCUUGAUGAUGUAACAGCUCUCGAAGUUAAUGGGACCAUUCAAGAUGUCAGGAUUCGGCAACAUAAUCUAUUUAUAUAUCCAGAUCCUAAUAUUUCCAGACCAUCUCGAAUAUUGGUCUUGACAACUGAAGAACCACUUGUGGAUUUUCUAGAAAUUCCAAUUACUGUGGAUAUUGGUAGCAAAUUUUGUGUCGGCGCUCGUUUAUUCAUUGUCGGAAGAUUAAAGUUACUGCCGCAUUCAUUUUACAUAAAUCUGCAGAAGGGUAAAACCAUUUAUCCUCAUCCCGUUAUACUACUGCAUUUAAAUCCGCGUUUUUUAUACGGCAAUAGUGAGCCAUAUGUCGUAAUGAAUUGUUGGAACAAUGGUGCAUGGGGUCACGAAGAGCGACAUCAAGGUCAAUUAUCCUGGAUGCCCGGUCGAGACUUCGUACUUACUGGUGCUGGUGAGCGACUGACGUGCCGCCACUGAGGGACUGGCUUAGCGCCGCCAGCCUAGCUUGAUGCAUCAUAGCACAUUAAAAAAUAAUGGAAUCGCGAC
Molecule: messenger RNA, 591 nt
Organism: Acromyrmex echinatior (Panamanian leafcutter ant)
Lineage: Eukaryota; Metazoa; Arthropoda; Insecta; Hymenoptera; Formicidae
Product: galectin-8
Molecular function (GO): carbohydrate binding; galactoside binding
Source: RefSeq, a predicted model, not a curated record